This is a messenger RNA of Tachysurus fulvidraco (yellow catfish), 3558 nucleotides long. RefSeq names its product metal transporter CNNM3. The transcript has 13 exons. Gene Ontology annotation, molecular function: cytokine activity; transmembrane transporter activity. Bases 278 to 3313 code for a protein of 1011 amino acids. The record is from RefSeq and is a predicted model, not a curated record. Gene Ontology annotation, cellular component: plasma membrane. Lineage: Eukaryota; Metazoa; Chordata; Actinopteri; Siluriformes; Bagridae. Gene Ontology annotation, biological process: transport; inflammatory response; immune response.
AAACAAUUUAACGUAGUUCCGCUAAAAAAAAAAAACAACGGUCUUCUUCAUUCCAACCACGAGCCCAGAGGAUACAAAGCACUUUUUUUUGUUGUUGUUUUGGUUGAAGGUUUUGUUUUGUUUUUCUCUUUUGGGGCUCUACUGAUCCAAUAUGGCGGCACGAGCAAGGACGUUUCUGUCGUUGUUUUCUAUGGCAACGAGAAAAAAAGUGCUAGGCGGCUAGUUCGGCUAAGCUGUCAUAUGAUUAGCGACUAGAACCGAACUGCCCGAUUCCAAUAUGGUGGUUGGGUCGGUGGAAGUAUUUGUCUUACUAACGAUAUCGUCGGCUUGCUGGUUCGGACCUGGCGUGUGGAGCCAAAACACCUCGCCUCUGGUCUUCGGCCUGCGACUGGAGGAAGCUACCGAGCGAGUGUACAUGCGCGAGCGCGUCCUGACUGCAGCGCGUGGCUCCACGUUUAAGCUCCGGUUGUUCGGUUCCUACUUGCUGAACGGGACCUCGGGGCCGUGGGUCGCGUUCGCGCAAGAGGAUGCAACUGAAGACGCGUGUAACCAAGAGACAUUGCGCAAUGCCUCUGAUUUCCAAGUGAGCGGAAAGUUUAAAGCGGAUGACGAAAACGAGGGCUUAAUAACAGUCCGAACCGAAGACACGAGCAUCUCUGAUGAGGCAGAGGAUGAAACUCAUCCGGUUUUUCACUGCUUGUGCGUGUUCAGUGGGGAAAAGUGGCAGUUAGCGGCGCGGGAUAGGUUCCGUCUAAAAGACCCGGAUCUGCCACCUGAAUGGAUCCCAGCAUGGGGUCUGGCUAUAAUUAUUAUCUUAGGAGUUCUCAUAUGUUCACUGAUACGAUGCCUGAAUCUUAGUUUGCUUUGGCUCGACCCUCUGGAGCUUUAUGUGCUACACAGCUGUGGCUCAGAAGAUGAGAGACGCCUGGCGAAGCGUCUGGAGCCAGUUCGGAGGAGAGGAAACUUUCUUUUGUGUUCUCUGCUGUUUUUGUGUUCCUUAGGCCACUCUGUGCUUGGUGUGAUCUUCUACCGUACCGUCGGCUCCAUCCUUCCAGCUGCCUUUGCAUGUGCUGCACUCAUAUUCCUUGUCGCAGAGUUGUUGCCCCAUAUCAUAAGCUCGGGUUAUGGCUUCUAUCUUGCUCCGGGUCUAGUAUGGCUGGCCCAGUGCUGUCUGAUCAUCACAUGCCCCCUGUCCUGCCCCUUAGGGCUCUUUUUGGAUUUGACACUUAAGCGUGACGUGAGCACUUGUGGAGUGCGUGAGAAGGUGAUGGAGCUGAUCCGGACAAAUGUCAAUGAUCCAUACAGCGAGUUUGUCAAGGAGGAGUUUCGCCGUGGGACUCUCAGGAGCAAGACGGUGGAGGACAUCCUGACGCCACUGAAGGACUGCUUCAUGCUCCCCUCCACGGCCGUGCUGGACUUUAGCACCAUGUCCGAGAUCAUGCAGUGCGGAUACACGCGUGUGCCUGUGUAUGAGGAGGAGCGCUCCAACAUUGUGGAGAUCCUGUACGUCAAGGACCUGGCCUUGGUGGACCCUGCUGACUGCACGCCAAUGACCACCAUCACCAAGUUCUACAACCACCCGCUUCAUUUUGUCUUCAAUGACACCAAGCUGGACGCCAUGCUCGAGGAGUUUAAGAAAGGAAACUCCCAUCUGGCCAUAGUGCAGAGGGUGAAUAAUGAGGGAGAAGGAGACCCCUUCUAUGAGGUGCUGGGUCUGGUCACCCUCGAAGAUGUGAUCGAAGAGAUCAUCAAAUCGGAGAUCCUAGAUGAGUCCGACGGCUAUAUGAAUAUGAAAGUGAAGCGUCCUCAUCCUCAAUUGGAGAUGCCUUUGGAGCCCCGUGCAGUGCAGGAGGAAUUCUCUCUCUUUAAACUCCCUGAAGGCGAGGCAAAGAUCCGCACAUCUCCUCAGCUUCUACUUGCUACACACCGCUUUCUCUCCAGAGAAGUGGAGCAUUUCUGUCCACAGCGCGUGUCAGAAAAAGUCUUAUUUCAUCUCUUACGGCAUCCCAGCGUCAAUCAAGAAGUAAAGUUUGACCCAAGCAACAAAAUGAGUGCUGAUCACUACCUCUAUACACGUAAUCAUCCGGUGGACUACUUCAUUCUGUUGCUGCAGGGGCGUGUGGAAGUGGAGAUUGGAAAAGAGGGUCUAAAGUUUGAGAACGGAGCCUUCACAUACUACGGGGUGUCAGCGCUGACUUUACCUUCCUCUGUACAUCAGUCUCCAGUGUCCACACAGCAUCGCUCCCCAAGAGACACGUUUGAGCUGGGAGAAGCUACAAGCUCGUCCAGUUACUGUCCUGACUACACAGUCCGAGCCCUCACCGACCUGCAGCUCAUUCGGGUAACCCGCUUGCAGUACCUCAAUGCCUUGAUGGCAUCUCGGGUAGCACAGAGCCCUGAUCCUCCCGAGAUUAAGAUCCUUCCGAACAGCCAGACCAAACUCCUAAAUGAGAAGAACGUCACCCAAGAAAUGGCUGGCGAAGAUUUUUUAAUGAUGGAAAGCUACUUUAACAGCGACUGUGGAUUUGACUCAGACGAUGCAGAUUUUGAUGAGCUGGACUGCUCUGAUCCUUUGGCCAUGAGCGGCAGAUGUGACCUGCACAAAGGAAUCCGUAUCCAGGUCACCAAGGAGCCUUUUAGCAUGCGCAGUGUUGCUAACGUUAUAAUCGCUCUGCAGAGGAUGAAGCACACUCAACAUGUUCAGUCCACAGAGUUCACUGACCAGGACCUCUUCACUAUCUUCAUGGAGAAUGUGAUUGAAGAGAGCAUAGUGAUCGAUCUGAAUUGUAGUGAAUCCAAGAGUUACAGCAUGCAGGACAAGACUGUGCAGUGCACAAUAUGUGACAAGUCUAAAAGGGCCUUGGUGCGAAGAGACAAGCUUCCUAUACUGCUGGCCAUUACUCUGAAAGGUGGAAAUGAAGAGAAUAAAGCAUGGUUCAAUCUCUCAGCCUACAACCCACCAAACUGCAGAGGAAACACAAAAGGCCAGCCUGUGUGUUUGGGGAUUGUGAAGAGCAACCUGUUUCUGUCAUGUACAAUGCAGAAUGAUACUCCUUUUUUAGGCAUAGAGGAGGUAAAAGACAAAGAGAGCCUAAAGAUCAUCAAGGAGAACGAUGGAAUGGAGCGCUUCCUUUUCUUGAGAAACGGACCCGGUGACUCGCUGAACACCUUCGAGUCGGUGAAAUACCCGGGCUGGUUCAUCACCACGUCCAAGGACGACUUUAAGCCAGUGCAAAUGACACAUCAGCAAACCAGCCACCUGCAGUUGUUCACUCUCCAUGAUGAGACAGUAGUCUCUCAGAAUGAGUUCUGAUUCAGAAAAACAGUUUCCAGAAAGUAUGUACUAAGUACUAAGUGUAAAUCUGGAGGCUCAUUUUAUGUUUAAGUUUAUCUCAGCUCGAGAUACCUGACUGUCUUGUGAUUGUUGGUGGUUUCACAUUAACCAUAUUUAUUUAAUUAUAUUUAAAAUGUAACUUAUUUAUUAUAAAUUUUGUAAAGAUUUUUUUACUCUAAUUUAUUUAUAUGUUUAAAAGUCUAAUAAAAUAUAUUUUUUUCAAA